This is a messenger RNA of Plutella xylostella (diamondback moth), 1392 nucleotides long. Its product is annotated as cysteine and glycine-rich protein 1. The record is from RefSeq and is a predicted model, not a curated record. Lineage: Eukaryota; Metazoa; Arthropoda; Insecta; Lepidoptera; Plutellidae.
UUUUUAUUUGGCUUUCAUUUGACACCCAUGCAUGUGAUAAAUUUUUAGAAUUCAUAAUAUUUUUUUAUAACUAUUUUCCUCAAAAUUCUAUAAUAUUUACAAAUUUAAAUACUAAUAAUAUUUAAAUACGUAUUACCCACAAAAUCCAUCCACAGCGUAAGGAACCCAUUACUAUCAUGGGUAAUAAUUCAGAAUUAACCAAAAAGUGUUUUUGUGCGAGGUGCUUUCUGCCUAUUGAUGCGGAUGAUAAAGUUUUUAUAGAAGGACAAAAUUUUCAUAGGAUGUGCAGUAUGUGUUGUAUAUGCAGAACCACACCUACGUCGCUGAAAUCGUUUUACGGCCAGAUGUUCUGCAAUGAGUGUUUCAAAACGCACGUCAUCAGCCACUUCCGGUCAGAUUCGCCGAGGAUUCCAAUGUGCAACUGGUGGAUGCAUGGAGGCACCGGCUGCAUACCUCAGGAGCCUGCGCAGGAGAAGAAGGAAGAAUGUGCAGCAUCUGAAAACGCAAAUGGAGCGACAAAAGACGAGCAAUGCAAGAAAUGUUUUUGCGCUCGAUGCCUUCGCAUGGUGGAGCCAAGCAAGCUGGUCGCGAUCGGCGGACAAACAUUCCACCCGCAAUGCGCACGGUGCUGCUGCUGCCAGACAGUUCCAACACAGUCUCUGAAAAUCUACUACGGUCAAGUCUUCUGCGAGGAAUGCUUCCAGCGACAUGUCAUGAACAGGGAUAAGGACCACCAGUCUGAGUUCUUCAAAACCUGCUUUGAGCAAUGGCAGAACCCGGCGUUUGCGGAGCAGAUGAACAGCUUCAUGAAGGGAAACGGCAGCUCUCCCCUCAUCUUCAUGAUGCAGCAGGGUCCCUCCGCCCACUGCCGUUGUGGCGCCCAGACCCAGGACUGGACUAAGGGCAAUGAGCCUAAGAAAUGUGCGUAGAGUUGAACACCAAAAAUUUUCACAGCUGCGAUCCCGGAGGCAACUAAUGAAGAUUCCUGGGACCUCUCAUUCGAAUACCGCACAGACGCUUCCACUGAAUUUCAUCCCGAAAGCCACACGCCUGAUGAAUCGGCCAAUAAAGAUGAAACUGUAGAUGUGGCAGAAAAAAUUGAAAAGCUGACAAAAUUACUACAAGAGACCACAGCAUUAAAUGGUGAAAAAUGCAAUAAAAAAUGGAAAAAAAUCUUCAGAAUGCCCAGUAGCAGUUCUACAGUCAAAGAUUGUGAAGAUGAAGACUGCUGGGUAAAUGUGCAGCCCAGUAACACCAGAGAGCAGCAGGACUGCCCAAAAUAUUUGUGGCAAUGUGGAGUAAUUUAUGUGAAUCGUUAAGAUAGUACCAGAAAAAGUGGUGUGUUAUUGUGAAAAUUGCUUUGUUCAAUAAACAUGUGGUGUCAUUAUUUAA